CGCGGCGCAAAACAACAACACAACACAACACAACAAGAAGCGAGCAAACACAAGCCCCUCCCUUGCUGCUUGCUUGCUGCUUGUUUUGGUUGACAUUAGCCGGUGGUGUGGACGCGAGUGGGCAAUAUCGUCAACAGUAAGCGUAUCGCCAAAGUACAACAGCAGCCACCCACGGCUGCCAUGGCAGAACGAACAAUGUCAAAGCGGAGCGCAAGCGACUCCAACAUCACGUUUCCAACGUACUGCACGGCCACGUUGGGAACAAGGCGCCAGGACAUGCCUGAGCGUGUACUGCACCGACCACACCUCAGCAAAGAAGUGUUGGCAACCAAGGGACGCGUCACAUCAGUCGUACGCCAGCCUGGCACCAUCGUCAUGGACCACGGCCCAACAUACAGCAGCCUGCAUGAUCGACAUGUGCGGCGGUAUUACCUGGAGAACCCUGGUGCACGUGCCCACCUGGUAGAGCAAGGCCUCCUCUCCUCAGAUGGCCUCGUCAUGGGCACUGUGCAGGAUCUGCGCCAGAGUGCAAAGGCGUACCGGCUGGUUGGGCACCAGCACGAGGCCGAGAAACGCAUUGAGGAGAAGAAAAAACGCCGACUGGAGCGCCUCAAGGCCGCCACGCUCAACUCAGAGCAGGCGCCAAAGCUGCCCCAUAUCGUCUCCUGGUCCACGGAGCGCCAACGUGAACGCGACGAAGCAAAACAGCGCAGACAAGAGGGGAAGCGCUCUGAGGCCAUUCAGUCGCGCCGCCAGCAACGGUUACUUGCACGCACGCGGCAACAGGAGCUUGAGGCCGACCAUCGUGACCAGCAGCAAGUUGAGCAGGCCCUGGCGAAACGAGAGGUCCUGCUGCGGCGGCAGCUUCGUCGCUUCUCCGAACGCGACGUCGGCAGCAACCCGCUCUCAACCUCUCUCGACAGCGCAGACGGGCCCACACGCACACGCACACGCACACGCGGUCGUGGUGGUGGGCGUGGGCGCACGCAGAGCGGCAGUGGGGAUGGCGGCGGUGCGCGGCGGGCAGCGUGGGAGGCGGAGGCUGCGAUGAUCCACCAACGCAUGAUGGCGAUGCGACGGACGGCGUGGAGGGAAGAGCACGAACAGCGCGUGGCGGAGGAGAAGGCGAGGGAGGAGGAGAGGAAGCGACAAGCCCGCGAACAGCAGCGCAAACGGCAGGCGGAGCUUGAAGCCAAGCGCAAGGUGGAAGAGGAGCAACGCAGACGCGAGGCCCAGCGCAAGCUGGAGGAAAAGCGACGAGCACAGGAGGAAGAGGAGGAGCGGCAGCGAAUUGAGCGCGAGAAACGCAACGCCCUUGCACGUCAGGCGGCCGAGCGACGCAAGCAGCGGGCGGAGGAGCAGCGAAGGAAGGAGGCGGCUGCAAAGGAAGAGGAGGACCGCACGCGGAAGGGAGCCCUGGAACGCCAACGGCAGCUUGAGGCGGAGCGCGCUGCAGAGAAGCGGCGAGUGGCGCGCGAGGAAGAAGAGCAGCGACGGGCUGUGAUGAUGGCCGAACUGCAGGCGAUGGAGGCACGUGACGCCCUCGCCAAGCAGCAGCAAGACGGGAACGGGAGGAAAGAGGAGAAGCAGAGUGGUUCUGAGGGUGCUGAUGGUGGUGAGGAAAAGGGUGAUGAUGAUGAUGAUGAUGUGGAGGAGAAGGUGGAAGAAGACGUUCGAAAGGAAGAUGCAGCCCGUGGUCCAUCUCCACCGCUGUCCGCAAAAACACCGGAGCCGCCGUCCACCUCCCGUCCGACAUCGCGUCGAAGCGUCACGAGGUUUCGUGUGGGUAGCGCCAGCAGCGAGCGUGCGGCCGCAGCCACCGACGAGGAUUUCGCUACUGCCGACGAUGCACAAGCCGAACCAGCCAUGGUUGAUGGCGAUGAUGAUGAACAAGGCACGCAGUCGCGAAGCAAGUCAGAAGAGAUCAACACCAGCAGUGACGCCAAUGACACAGGUGCUGAUGACGUUGUGGCUGACGUUGAUGAGAAUGUAGAUGUCCACUCGCCAUCACCAACCACUGCGGAGGAAGUGGAGGAAGAGGAUGUGAACGAAGACCGUGAUGCAGCUGCCACAACAAAUACAGCGAUCGACAACAACAGUGACGACAACGACGACGAUGGUGGUGUUGUGCCUGAAGAGCUGGCCAGCGCUCACGACGAGGACACCGCUGAAGAUGGAAGCCCUGUCCCACCCGUUGUCGAAGAGGAAGAGGGGCAGGAGGAGGCCCUUGCCACUGCAUCCACGGACGAUAACGACGAGAACGCCGACGACACCGCUGCUGACGCUGCCACUGGUGAUGCGGUUGAUGAGCAGCAAGAAGACAAACCUGCAACACCACCUGCCCCAGCUGUUGUUGAGGAGUACACCCACAACGCCAAUGCAGAUGGGGCUGAGGUGCAGUCGUCGUCGUCUUCACCGGAGAAGGGCGACACAGAGGCACACGCUGUUGCUGAAACUGCUGAUGAAGGACAGCAGGGUGAGCAACUACCAGAACGACUGUGUGAUGGCGACGACAACACCAACAACGAAAGCGGCAGCAUCAAAGCAACUGGCGUGCCAAAGCAAGAAGUGGAGACGGCCUCAGCCGAGGAUGCCGUGCACGAUGACACACCUGAGCAACAGCAGCAGCAACAGCAGCAGCAACAGCAGCAGGAGAGCGCGGCCCCACCGACAACGCCGCCGCCGCCGCCAUCAUUGCACACGAUUCAAGCGCAGCUGCAGCUCUACAUGGCAGACGCUGACGAUGCGUUUGACAGCACCACCCUCAACGCAGCCCUUGCGUCUGUGCUUGGACUUGAGCGCCAGGAGACGGUGGCAACAGUGCUGUCUGCAUGCCAAGCUGACGACGACGGAGAGUAUGUGCAGCAAGUCAAGAUUGAGCUUGGUGUUGUUGGCGAGCGCACGCCGCGUGUUGUCGCUGCCCUUCGGUCGCUCGCUGAAGAAGACGACCCAGCGCAGGUGCUCAAGAACGCUGCCCCAACACAAGCGAUCGGCAAGGGUGACAGUGCCCGUGAUGAUGAUGGUGCGCACGGUGUGGCUGAGGAUGGUGCCGAAGCAGUCGCGCUCGAGAGCGCUUCGCCCAGCAGUGGUAACGGUCACAACGAAGACGACAUGAAAGCGACGAGCACAGAGCCAGCGUCGUCUCCUGCCGCUGCUGCUGCUCCGCUUCAGCUCAAGUUUGCACUUGAUCUCCCAGAUGAUCGCGGCAAGGGUGCGGACGACAGUGACGACGAUGGUCCCCGACAGGCUGCCAAGUCCGCACUGAAGGAAGAAGUGGUGGCCGAGUUGGCCAAGCAUGGCAUCAGCGUCACUGCUGAUCAGGUCACCCUGCAACAGACAGACAGCCGACCAGCAUCGUCCCCAGCGCCAGCAGCCAGCGAGACGAGUGGCGGUGGUGGCGAAGUCACAAGUGACGACCAGACUGCCGAAGCCGCGACAGCUGGCGAUGCAGCCAUGCCCUGCGAUGCUGAUGAUGUUGCGGAGACGCGUGGCGCUGCUGACGAUGAGUCACCCGCCGAUGACAACGAUGACGACCAGGGCGACGGUGGCGACGCUCACGACGACGAGCCUUGCCUCCCUGACGAGCGUGAGAACGAGGCCACCACGAGCGCGGCUCCACCUCAUCCAGACACAUCGCCAUCACGCACAGCGUCGGCAUCCGCGGCCUCCCCCUCCCUUGAGCUGCGGUUUGACCUCGACUUUGCUUCUGUGGAGAGCGAGGAAGGGCGGGACGCGUUUAUCAGCGACGUGUUGACGGCACUGGAGGACAAGGGCAUUGACACGAGUGCGGUGCCGCGUGAUGCAAUCACACUUCGCCCAGGCAGCAUCAUUGUGUGCCUGCACGGGCUGACAGCCGAGCAGCAAGCGGCUGUGACUGCUGUUGCAUCAAGCGUGGUGGUUCGUGGCGCAACAGCGGAGGUGCUGAGCCCACAGGCUGCUGAUGAGGACGCUGAGGCUGGCGAUGGUGGUGCUGAAGAUGCGUCUGCUACUGCUACUGCUGCUGCUGCUGCUGCUGUUACCGGCGAUGAUGACGUGCAAGGAGAGGCUGGUGCUGCUGGACACGACCAUCAGCCGAAGGACCAAGAGCAAGAGCAAGAGCAAGAAGAAGCGCAGGUGCAAGAGGAAGAGGAAGAGGAAGAGCAGGAACAGCGUGCCGAAGAUGGCCAGCAAGGGGAAGGUGAUGGUGUGCCUCCGAGUCAAGAAGGGGAGGUCGACACCAAGGACCAAGAAGCGCCGGUUCCAGCGGCGCAGGAGGAGCGUGAGCAAGAGAUGAGGGAUGAAGGCCACGCGGACCCACAGGUCGCAGAGGACGCGGACGAGGCUCCAGCGAAGGAAGUGAGUGCCAACGACGGCGGCGGGCAGCAAGCAGAGCAACACGAGGAAACGCCGGCAUCGGCCAUCGCGGACAAGGAGGAUGAGAAUGGUACAAAGCCAACUGAUCCUGACCAGCAGCAAGAAGAAGGAAGACGACAUGCUGAAGUGGAGCAUGAGGUUGCGUCGGGUAGCGAGGAAGAAGCGAAGACUGCGGAUGACGGCAGUGUUGUUGACAGCACAGGGGAUGGCGGUGCUUUGACUGCAGAGGACUCAACUGCACCUGUUGACGAUGACCAAGCGCAGGCUGCGGAGCAAGGGAAGGAGCAGCAGAAGAACAAUGGUGAUGGCGCAGGUGAUGCAAGCAACGAGGAACAAGGCAACGACCGAACCGAGGAGAAGGCGGAAGCAGUGACAGAUGCUGAGAAGCCGCAAGAUGAUGCUCAGUCUGCGGUGGAGGGGGCACCGCAGCCGCUGGAAGGCGAGAAGCAAAAGCCAGCAGUUGACGGUGCGAAGGAAGACGUGGGGGAGCAGCAGGACGUGCAGCCGUCCCCUGUCAGCGCCCCUGAAGACUCGACGACACAGCAACAGCAACAACAACAGCAACAAAGAGGGGAAUCCCCCGAGAACCAGAUUACAGAGACGCAAAAUGAGCAGCAGGCGAAGCAAGACCAAGAGUGUGAACAGGAAGGAACGGAGGAUGAGAAAUUGUCUGCACAAGAUGCCGUGGACAGGGACCACGGGGCUGAAACAGAGGCAGCAACAACUGGUGACCGUGAAUGCGGCGACGGUGACCUUGAGUCAUCAGCACAUGACGCCGAGGAAGCGGAAACGAUGGCGGGCGAGGAAGAGGCACCGCGUGAUGGCAAAGCAACAGCAGCAGCAGCAGCGGUUGGAGAGGAGACGGUUGAGGAACAAGAACAAGAAGAACAAGAACAAGAACAAGAAGCCACAGAAGGACCAUAUGUGCAGGGUAAAGAAGAGCAAGCAGGGGGGCGUGAUCACAUGGAGGAGGUGGAGGAGGAAGGUGACACAGACAAGGGCCGGAGUGCUGAGCCAAGUGGCGAUAACGACAGCCCACAUGAUGCUCAAGAGGAGGGGGGCAGCCAAGAAGAUGACGACGACGCUGCUGGGGUUAACAAGGACGGUGAUGGUGUUGAUGCUGAUGCGGCUGACCCUGACAGCAAGGAAGCAGGUGACGAAGGUGAUGAGGCACCCGUGCAUGAGCAAGAGCAACACGCGAGUGAGGAGAACGGCGAUGAUGAUGCAGAAGCGGCGAGUGAGGAAGAUGAGGAGGCGACAACUAACGCCGCACCGCCCGAGGACCGUGGCUCCGCUGCUGAUGGCGAGAGACUCGACGACACGACAGGCGACGAAGAAGUGACAGACGGUGAUGGCGCGACAGACCAGCAAGGCCAAGCCAACGACGACGACGACGACGACGACGACGACGACGACGACAACGACAACCCCACCGCCGCGGAUGGUGAGAACGACGAUGCUGACGCCGCUGAUGCUGUGCCAGACGUCAAACAAGGCGGAGAAAGCGAUGGGGUUGAUGACGAAGGAGAAGAAGGAGGAGAACACGAUGCAGCCGAGAAGGAUGAAGCGGAAGAGGGCACGACGCCUGGUGAUGGUGAUACCGGCGUGGCAAGCGCGAGCGCCACGUCAGCGCGGGAUGAUGAAGGGCAAGAAGGAGUCGAGGUGAGGGGAUACAACGAAGAGAACCAAAAUGAAAAUGUUGAUGACGGUGGUGGUGAUGAUGAUGAUGGUGAGGGUGAUGAUGAUGGUGAGGGUGCUGAUCGUGAGAAAGAGGAAGAAAAGGCCGCAGCCAGUGGAGAUGAGGAGGAGGUGGAAGAAGAAGAGGUGGAAGAAGAAAGAGGGGAAGAGGAACAGGGUCCAAUUGCAGAACCCAACGCAUCUACAACUGAACCACCGGCACAGCAAGUGUCAGAACAAGGAUCAAGCAACGAUGCAGUGGCCGAGGAGAAGGAUCGUGGCGAUGAUGACGACCUACAGCGAGAAGAAACGAAUGCAGAGCACCAAGGUGACAUGCAGCAGCCGGAACAUGAGUCCAACUCAGACACGCCCAUUGAUGCGGCCGCCACUGCUGCAUGUGCCUCCAUGCCACCGAUUGUAGAAGAGGAAGCCCACGAAACCAAGCACAGCAGUGCUGAAAGUGACACCGCCACAGCAGUCAACCAUGAUGGCAGCAUGAACGACACUCCAUCGCCUGGCUCUGCAUCGUCACAGCGUCGUCGCAGCUUGCCCUCCACCCCACCGAAGCAAGACGUCGCACAGACCACUUCCCCACGCAAGCGCCGCCUCCCGUCUUUGUUCCGCCGCCGGUCCUCCCGCACUUCAACCAUUGCACACGAUGUAUCUGAUGAACCCCCUGCCAGCCCAGCCUCCCCGAAGAGCCUGGGUGCGUUUCGGGCCGCCGUACAUGCCGUUCAAUUCACCAACGAACUCAUCACUGUUGAAGAUGAGAACGUAACCGAUCGUGAAGUAGAGGCCAUCAAACGGCGCAACCCAGACAAGCGCGUCCUGCGACGAAACUCACGUGGAUCAUGGUGCUAUGCAUAAAACGAAACGUACCCAGCAUGGCUGUUUGUGUUCCUUCCUUCCUUCCUUCCUUCCUUCCUUUCCGGCAUCGAUAGUUACGACUCAUGCCAAUCCAUACACCACCUGUAACCACCGUAACCACCCACAUGUGUAGCUCCUUUUGCGUACUGUCGUUCACAAUCGGCUUGCUUGCGUCUUUACUCCUGCUUCUUUGCUGUGUGCAUCUCCCAUGCAUGCUUCACCGGUUGCUCCAUUGUAGUCGGAUUGAUUGCGCUUCUGUUGUAGUCUGCUGUUGCGUUGACGAAUGGAAAUACAUAAAGUGUAAAACAUCAA
Messenger RNA from Salpingoeca rosetta, 7209 nucleotides. RefSeq lists its product as uncharacterized. Lineage: Eukaryota; Choanoflagellata; Craspedida; Salpingoecidae. Bases 181 to 6897 code for a protein of 2238 amino acids. The record is from RefSeq and is a predicted model, not a curated record. The transcript is spliced from 13 exons.